Macadamia integrifolia is the source of this 1248-nucleotide messenger RNA. Its product is annotated as probable aquaporin PIP2-8. Gene Ontology annotation, biological process: transmembrane transport. The transcript has 4 exons. Gene Ontology annotation, cellular component: plasma membrane. Bases 127 to 972 code for a protein of 281 amino acids. Gene Ontology annotation, molecular function: water channel activity. The record is from RefSeq and is a predicted model, not a curated record. Lineage: Eukaryota; Viridiplantae; Streptophyta; Magnoliopsida; Proteales; Proteaceae.
UGUCUACAUUCUUCGAGUCUAAGCAGCGAAGCACAGUCAAGUUUCGGGAAAGCUCAGAAGGCAAAAGGCUCGUGAAGCGUUUGUUGCGAAGGGGAGAUCUAUCCAUUCAGAGAGGGAGCUUGAAGGAUGUCGAAGGAAGUGAGUGAGGAAGGAGGAUCCCAUGGGAAGGACUACGCGGACCCUCCUCCAGCCCCUCUUAUCGACAUGGGGGAGAUUAAGCUCUGGUCCUUCUACAGGGCUAUAAUCGCUGAGUUCAUCGCUACCCUUCUCUUUCUCUACAUCACGGUAGCCACAGUUAUCGGUCACAAGAAAUCUUUUGCCACUGGGCCCUGUAAUGGCGUUGGUCUUCUGGGAAUCGCUUGGUCUUUUGGUGGCAUGAUCUUUGUCCUUGUCUACUGCACCGCUGGAAUCUCUGGUGGUCACAUAAACCCGGCUGUGACCUUCGGACUGUUCUUGGCGAGGAAGGUUUCUCUGAUCAGAGCUGUGGCUUACAUAGUAGCUCAGUGCUUGGGUGCUAUUUGCGGAGUUGGGCUGGUGAAGGCGUUCAUGAAGCACGAUUACAACAUGUAUGGAGGUGGAGCAAACUUAGUUGCGUCUGGAUACUCAAACGGGACAGCUCUAGGAGCUGAGAUUAUCGGAACCUUCGUGCUGGUCUACACCGUCUUUUCCGCCACCGAUCCCAAGAGAAGCGCUCGCGACUCACAUGUCCCUGUGUUGGCUCCCUUGCCUAUUGGGUUCGCAGUCUUCAUGGUGCACUUGGCCACCAUCCCAAUCACAGGAACGGGCAUCAACCCAGCUAGGAGCUUCGGCGCUGCAGUGAUCUACAACAAAGACCAAGUCUGGGAUGAUCAUUGGAUCUUCUGGGUUGGACCGUUGGUCGGAGCACUGGCUGCAGCAGCAUACCACCAAUACAUACUGAGAGCGGCAGCCAUUAAAGCUUUGGGAUCAUUCAGGAGCAACCCCAGCAACUAAAAGAAGAAACCCAUAUUCCCUAACACCCACCUCCACCUCUACCUCCCCCUCCCAUCAGUGGGGGUUUUCUUUUCUUUUUUUAAUUUGUCUUUCUUUGGUCUGUGUGAGUGUGCGUAAGAGAGGAUGAGUUCUCCAUUUUUUCUUUCUGUAAUUUAUAUUUUAUCUUGGCUUGUUGGGGGUGGGGGCCGGAGGAAGAGGAUAUUACUAUCUGUGUGAAAAAGCUGUAUUAUUAUUGUUUAUGAGUAGUGGUGGGGCAUCAUUUUCAUUGAUCUGUUA